AUGCUCAACAGAGAUCGCCCGAAACUUGGCCAACGUCGUCGUAGCCCUCAGGCAACCUGCUUUUCCGCACUUGAACUCCGACGCUACCGAACCUUCCCCCGUUGUUUCGAUGACCACCGCCCACUACCUGAAAAAAAUCACCGACUCACCUCCUCGCCACCGCCACUUUCGGGGUUACGAGAGAAAACCAGCAGUGGGGGAAGAGUGGGAGACACAUGAGGAGUAUGAACACGCCCGUCAGUAACAAUCAACAGCUACAAACACCCUUGUCGACGCGGGACGAGCAAGAAAUGAUGUGUCCCCCCUCUUCCUACAUGCCUACAUGAUCUGCAACCCCCCCAUGCAUGUGUGCUUACCUUUAAAGAGAGCAGCCCAUUGCGAGGGGCGCUACAUCAAUCGCAUAAGUUCGUGGUUUCCAUUCCCCCAAACAUGAAGCAAAACAUGAAGCAAAAAACAAUCUAGAAGUAAAAAACGCCUCCGCACACCUCGCGACACGAAAGCCCCCAUGCCAUUGACAACCAAUGGCAUCUCUCACCGAACUUCUCCCACCACCAUUCCGCAGAUAGAUCUCUGACAUCGAGCCCCCACCCCAACUUAAAGAUCCAAUUACAGCAACACUUGCAUAUGGUAGAUCACAUGCAAACGACAUUGCCCGUGCCAGCUAG
Messenger RNA from Ectocarpus siliculosus, 665 nucleotides. Lineage: Eukaryota; Phaeophyceae; Ectocarpales; Ectocarpaceae. The record is from the annotation of a GenBank genome assembly.